Molecule: messenger RNA, 1020 nt
Organism: Leishmania major strain Friedlin
Lineage: Eukaryota; Euglenozoa; Kinetoplastea; Trypanosomatida; Trypanosomatidae
Exons: 1
Coding region: 1-1020 (339 amino acids)
Source: RefSeq, a predicted model, not a curated record
AUGAUGUCGGCGAGAGCAACGGCCUCCGCCGGUGCGGCACCGCGCGGCUCCCGACGUCGGGAACCGGCCUACUACUAUCAAAGUCUCUCCGCCGUCGUUGAUGGUGACGUGCGGUUCGGCGUGGGCUGCGUAGUGCUGCCGCACGCGCGCAUUCAUGUCCCACGCGGCUAUCGCCUCCAUGUUGACCCGUUCUGCCUCUUCGAGGACUUUGCCGAACUCAUCUGCGACGGCGCCGCUGAUGCCGCCGAUCAGCGACACGUGGACGAAGCACCGGCCUCGCCAACCGCGACGGCGGCGGUGGCACUGCACAUUGGAAGUCACAACCACUUCCAUUCCUACGCUCGUGUGCGCUGCGCUGUCGCGACCGCCACCUUGGCGUCAUUGUCGUCGUCGGCGGCGGCGCCGCCGCCGACGUGGCGGUUGAUGGGCAGCGGCAACAUUUUCCAUGCCUUCGCCUCCGUGCAGAUGAUGCUGUCGCAGCCCUUGUCGAGCCCGCGUGGGCCACCAGCGCCGCGGCUGCGACACUUCUUUGGAGACUACAACGUCGUCACAACGUACAGCAGCGUCUCCCUGCAGCAGGGCGCAUCAGCAGCGGCACCGCUGGCGGACGAGGGCGCAUCGUCGUCUAUCCCCUCCUCGCCCGCGGCGCCGCGCCCGGCAGCAUCCGGCACGUUCCAGCACGUCAUCGUCUUCUCCGGUGAGGCGCACACCAAAGGGGCUGACGCAUCCGUUGCCAGGGCGACGGGCGCCCUCUGUGUGCCUCGAUUUGGCGCUCGCAGCGUCGCGGAGCUGCCAGUGGUGAUCCAGCGCAUCACCGACGAGGCGAAGGCGGGCCCACCGCCAACGGCGGAGAUGGUGGGAACGGCAGCGAUGCUGGAGCGCUAUAUCUCCGACGUGCACCCGGAUCUGCGCUCGCACGAAGAGACGCGCAUCGUCACGGAGGUGGAGCAUGCGUGUCGCUGCUACAUUCACCAGCUCCUCGACGAUGGCGGACUACAGCCGGUCGAGGUGCCGUGCUGA